AUGUGGAUUCUCCCCUCCCUCCUCCUCCUCCUCCUCCUCCUCCUCCUCCUGCUCUUCCUCCUUCUCCUCCUCCUCCUCCUCCUUCUCCUCCUCUUCCUCCUCAUGGAUCUUCCUUCUCCUUGCCCCAUCUCCUUCUCGCGCUCUUUCUCGUCAUGCUCUCGAUCCAUGUUUCAGCACUACGCCGCCCGUGCUCGCCUCGGUGCAAGCAUGCGGCGGCCGGAUUUCGUGAUCCAGUUCCGAUGUGCUCGACUCGUCUCAUGCAUGCUUUUUAAACGCGGCAGCAAGUUGGCAGGAGGCAGAUUUUCUGGCAGGGGUCCGUCCUGUCCGAAUUUUCAAGCAGGGGGUUUGCCCUGA
This is a messenger RNA of Prorocentrum cordatum, 354 nucleotides long. NCBI's taxonomy places the organism in Eukaryota, Dinophyceae, Prorocentrales, Prorocentraceae. The record is from the annotation of a GenBank genome assembly.